AUGUCUCGUUUCGUUCGUGCUUCCAAGUACAGACACGUCUAUGGCACUGCUGCCAGACGUGAGCUCAGCUACGACAACGUCAAGGUCUCUGGCAAUGCCUGGGAUACCAACCUGAUCAAGGUCAACCCUAAAUUCUUCUCGUUGAACUGGAACUCGAGCGGUGGAGGAGCGUUUGCUGUCAUCCCCUUGUCCAUGACUGGCAAGAUCUCGGAUGCUCUUCCCCUCUACCGUGGUCACUCGGCUGCUGUUCUCGACACCGACUUUUCGCCCUUCAACGACAACUUGAUUGCCUCGGGAGCAGAGGACAGCAAGGUCUUCAUCUACUCUAUUCCCGAUGAGAUUGGUGAGGUCGACAUUGAGCCCGUCGUCCGCCUCAAUUCUCACGGUCGCAAGGUCGGACAGGUUCUUUUCAACCCCGUUGCCGAGAACGUCCUCUUGUCUGCCUCGGCUGACUUGACCAUGAAGCUCUGGGAUGUGGAGAAGGGAGUCGAGAAGCAGGAGAUUACUGGACACAUGGAGGUCGUUCAGGGCGUCACCUGGAACUACAACGGUACCUUGGUUGCCACCACCUGCCGUGACAAGAAGUUGCGCGUCUUUGAUGUCAGAAGCAACAAGGUCGUCCAGAUUGCUGAUGGACAUGCUGGAGUCAAGGGAUCCCGUGUCGUGUGGAUGGGUGACUCUGACCGCCUUGCCACCACUGGAUUCUCCAAGAUGUCGGAUCGCCAGGUCUACGUCUGGGACACUGCCAACCUCGCCACCCCCCUCAAGACCAACAACUUGGAUACUUCCUCGGGAGUCGUCAUGCCCUUCUACGACGGCGACAGCAAGAUGCUUUACUUGGCCGGAAAGGGUGAUGGUAACAUUCGUUACUACGAGUACGAGAACGACGAGAUGUUCUCGUUGUCCGAGUACGGCUCAAACGUUCCCCAGCGUGGUCUUGGCUUCAUGCCCAAGCGCGGCUUGAACGUUAACGACUGCGAGAUUGCCAGAGCCUACAAGGUCUCCAAUGGCAUUGUCGAGCCCAUUUCAUUCACUGUUCCCCGCAAGUCGGACUCGUUCCAGAGCGACUUGUUCCCUGACUGCGUUGGUGAUGAGCCAUCUUUGACUGCUGAUGCCUGGUUCGGAGGCGAGACUGCUGACCCCAAGUUGUUCUCGCUCGAGAAGGGUUUCACUGCCUCGGUCAAGAAGGAGUUUGUUGCCAGCGUUGCCGCUCAGGCUGCUGAGGACAUUGUUGCGCCCCUCAAGAACGACAAGGAUUACCAGGAGGCAUACCACAAGUUGCGCCAGGAGAACGAUGACCUCAAGAACCAGAUUGCCCAGAAGGAUGUCAAGAUCCGUCUCUUGGAGGUUCAGUUGGAGCAGCUUUCUUCGGCAUAA
Messenger RNA from Linnemannia hyalina, 1377 nucleotides. The record is from the annotation of a GenBank genome assembly. Lineage: Eukaryota; Fungi; Mortierellomycota; Mortierellomycetes; Mortierellales; Mortierellaceae.